Rotaria sp. Silwood1 is the source of this 561-nucleotide messenger RNA. The record is from the annotation of a GenBank genome assembly. NCBI's taxonomy places the organism in Eukaryota, Metazoa, Rotifera, Eurotatoria, Philodinida, Philodinidae.
AUGGAGAAUUGGUUUUAUAUGAAUCGAAUGACAUUUGAAGAUGUUCGUAAUGAUGAGCUAGGUGUAAACCUUACUGAAAAAUUAUUAUCAAUCGGUUUUGACCUGCCAGUAUCAUUUCUGAUUGGUGAAACAUCAGAUGAAAUAUUAAUAAAAAUUCAACAAACAUAUAGUCGUGAAGUUUGUGGUAAAAUAAUUUGUAAUGAAAAUUGUGUAUUAUGUUCAUUUAACCCGCCAACUUAUGCAAAAUUAGCUUGGUUUGUUCAACGUUUACUUAUUAUGAAUCCAAUACGUAAAACUUUUAUUAAACCAGAAGUAUUUCCAACAUUAUUAAAGGAAGACUUUUCAUUUAUGAAAGAUAAAAAUGUAACAAAUCAUAUCAUAAUUUCUUGUGAUUCUACUGAAGAAAAUUCAUUAGCUGUUAGUGAAGAUGAAAAUGAUAGCAAUAUACGAAGUCAAGAUUCAAAUGAUAAUCGUUUAAAACAUGACUGUUGGGCAAUUAUAAUGCCAAUCAUAUUCUAUAUUAUUCUCUUUGUCAUUGGUUUUUGGGUUUCCAAAGCUUGA